This is a messenger RNA of Zootermopsis nevadensis, 2085 nucleotides long. RefSeq lists its product as uncharacterized. The record is from RefSeq and is a predicted model, not a curated record. Gene Ontology annotation, cellular component: extracellular matrix. Lineage: Eukaryota; Metazoa; Arthropoda; Insecta; Blattodea; Termopsidae.
UUUCAGUACGUCAAUUGUUCAAUCACCAACUAUCACUUGAUCACCUUUGCAAGCCAUAAUACAUGGCUAGAACACAGAUUCUCGUGACAGCCACGCUUGUGGCCAUUGGGUGGAGGGUUAUAAGUGCAGGUGGUCACCACGGCGGCGGCGGCGGUGGCGGUGGCGGUCAUGCACACUCCUUCGCACACUUCCAUGGUCCAGUAGUUGGACCUGAUCAGAAAGUCGUGGCAGUUGGUCAUGGAGGCGGAGGACAUGGAGGUGGUGGACACGGAGGCGGUGGACACGGAGGAGGUGGACACGGAGGCGGUGGACAUGGUGGUGGUGGGGGUCACGUCGAUUACGUGGCACAUCCCAAGUAUGACUUUUCAUAUGGAGUUGUGGAUCACAAAACCGGGGAUUCACAUGGUCAGAAGGAGUCACGUGAUGGACACAAAGUGGUAGGAGAGUACACGGUCAAGGAACCUGGCGGCAACACGAGAACCGUCAAGUACUAUUCAGACAAGCACGGCUUCCACGCUGAUGUACAUAAUAGCAACGGAAACGAUCAUUCUGGAGGUGGACACGGAGGACAUGGAGGCGGCGGUGGACACGGAGGACACGGAGGCGGUGGCGGUGGCGGACACGGAGGACAUGGAGGUGGUGGUGGACACGGAGGACAUGGAGGCGACGGUGGGCACGGAGGACACGGCAGCCAUGGAAGCUAUACUGAUCACCAUGAUGAUGGUUAUUAAGGCAGCUGGAAUUCAUUGGAAUCUCUUUCAUCUGACUUUAGAUAAUAUCACUGCAAUAUCUUAAAAUAGAAUUUGAGUAUUAAAAUAAAAUGUGUAUAUUGACUAAAGAGAAAAGUUUAAAUGAGUCUUUCAUACUUACUACUUUAUUGUAAUUAAUAUUCGUGAUUUUAUACGUAAUAAUCUGUGAUCAUAAAUCUAUCAAGUGAUACUAAUGUUCAAUGGUCGAGUUAUUAAUUAUAAUGCAAAAUUUCUAUGAAUCAGAGUUCCCCUAACAAAUAGCGGGAAAAUCAUUCUAAUUUGAUUUUUUCGCAUGUUGUUUUACAAUGAUAUACUCACUCGGAAAAUGAUGUGUUGACACAUACAGAAUACCUAAUAUCACCUUAACACUGAAAGCUGGUUAACAGAUAGGCUAACAGUUUAAUGGAGUGUCGAGUUAACAGACUUUCCUGUUGUGUUUUUAUAAUUAAGAAUGUUCAAUAAAAUCAAGUCAAAUUAAAAACAAAAUUGUACGUAUUUAUUUAACAUAUUUAGUUAAGUCACUUAAUUUACGAAUAAAUUUAUCUGCAUUUAAUAGGCAAACCAGUGAGUACAAUAACAGUUCGUGAUGUACGAUUAUAUAAUUGUUGUAAAUUUAUCUACACCAACCGAAAAGACCAAGAUUUUUGAGGACAACCUAAAAGCGCUAACAAUGAAGCCGUAGUAAGCCACUGAUCCAGCAGUAAGACUAUUGACGAUAAUGUUCGAAUUAUUUUAGAUGUGUUUGAAGAAAAACUGAUAGAAAAUGAGAAUGAACAAAAGUUAGGUACUGCAAUACUUUUCUUUCCUUAUUUAAUGGGAGGAGAGCUUUUGCUUCCAUUUUUAAAAAUUUGCUUGAGAAGGAAUUAUGCUGAAUCUGUAGACAACGGAAAACUGUUGAGCAAUUGGUGGAAGAGACAAAACGUUUUAAAGAAAAAUACUUAAUUUAAACACCGCAUUUCCUAAAUUUUAAGGCUCCAUCGCCUAAAAGACACACCCUUAAUUCAGUGAUAGGUUUUAAGGAACAAAUAUGCUAUGUUGAUCAUUAUUAGCUACCAAAUCUGCGACGAACCCGAUUUUAGAAAUUUUCAAAUGUGGAAAAGUACGUCUUAAAAUCGAGGAAAUGCGGUAUUUGGUGCUGUAAAAUAACACAGUUUGUCAUUUAUUGUAUGCCCUAUACAUUAUAACACCUUUCUUACCCAUGACCUAGGAACAUAUUUCUUUAGGAAUAGGAUCUCUGUAUAAGCAGAUUGUGAUAAAUCUUCUUCUUGGGCAUUCAGCUCUUAAAGUUUAGCCAGUGCCUCCUUUAUUGUGAUAAAUAUAUCAAAUUUUAAAUUUA